AUCAUCUUCAACAUCACACCUCGAGAAGCAUCAUCUUCACCUUCUCAGAACCGUUUGUCAACUGGUACAGCAUUCCACACCACACAGCCAAAACUGCCAGCGAUCUCCCUCGCCCAUCAUGGACCCAACCCCCCAACCCGCCUCGACAUCGAGCACAUCGACUUUCCUCUCCUCCCACUACCUCUCCACGAUCCCCCCCGACUCGAUCAACGACCUCCAAUCGUUCCUCGACGAUCAACGACGAGCCGAACAGGAAGCUAGAGAAGCGAUGCCUUUCCAGACGGGAGAGUGUAGUUGGGAAAGAGGGUAUGUGAAGCAGAGCGUCUGGGCUUGUCGAGACUGCGAUGGAAAAGGCGUCUGUUACGGUUGUUCCAUCUCGUGUCACGCCGAACACGACCUCGUCGAGCUCUUUCAACGACGGAAAUUUCGGUGCGAUUGUCCGACAUCAAGCAGGCCCAGCACGGAUCACUCUUUCCUUUCUUCCUCCUCUUCUUCCUCAACCACGGCCAAACAACCUCAAUUAUCAGCACAAACGACCAAACCCCGCACGCUGUGUACCCUUGUCCCAAACUCUGCAUCAUCGUCACCGUCACCGCAUCCUCCCAACACGCACAACCGAUACACCCGCAAUUUCACCGGUAAAUUCUGCAGGUGUCCCAAGGGGGAGACUUAUGAUCCCAUGGAAGAAGAAGAGUCCAUGGUCGUCUGUCUGGGUUGCGAAGAAUGGUUCCACGAGGGAUGUCUGAACCUGUAUGAUCCUUCUAAACCGCCCCCUUCUGAUCCGGAGGAGGAGGUCGACCAGCCUCCGAAUACUAGUACCAGCACUACCGCCGUGUCGGAUAUGAUCCCCCCAACCAACCCCGCCCAGCCUAUCAAAAACACAGACCCGACCGCGACUACAAGCAUAGUCACCCGCACAAACAACCCGGCCUUAUUACGCCCAGACGCCUACGCUCAUCUGGUCUGUAGGGACUGUAUAACGAAACACCGGGUGACGAGACGAUUAGCGGGUACGAGGGGGUGGAUGAUGAUCCUACCCAAAGCCCGCACGCCUGGACAAGAUGCGGUGGCACAGGGCGGGGAGUGGGCGGACCGGUGGGAGGUCGUUGGACUACCAGACGUACGGGAUCCGGAUGCGGGCUCGAGAUCGGGCGGGAAUACAAAGGCGGAUGAGGGGUCUGAGGGUGUCAAAGACGUGACCGGCGCCAAGAGGAAAGCCAAUCAGGAUGCAGCCGAAGCAGAAGGGCAAGAGACGAAACGGCCCAGACUAGAACCCACGUCUAGCCCAGCAGAAGGAAAGUCCCGGCAGACCCGCUGUAUCCUCCCCGACCCGGUCGAACGCGCUCAAAAGGCCUUGGACCCGUCCAACGACAAAGCCAGCGGGUAUCCGGACGGACAAGGCGAUGUAUUUCUAAUCGAGGGGGAGAGGGAAAAGUUGGCAGGGUACCUCCAGUGCGGGUGUGAGGCUUGUCAACUUCAACUUCAUCGUCGACGUGCGGCAGGGGAGGAAGAGGAAGUGCCGUUUCCCCUAUCCGAGGAGGAUGAGGGGGAGGUGUAUGAGCCUCCGAGAGAGGAAGAGGAGGAUGGGCCGGAAGAAACGAUCGACGAGAUGACCGCCAAGGCAUUGAACGGCCUACCGCGGUCUCAAGCGAUCGAGACGAUGAUCAAGUUCAACGAGAUGAAGGACAACCUCAAGGUCUUUCUCGAGGGUUUCAGGGGGACCGACAAGGUCGUCAAAGAGGAAGACAUUCAGCUGUUUGUCGCUGGGAUGAGGGAGCGGGCCGAGAAGAGAUGAUUAAAAUGAGAAUGAGGACGUUGAUGAAGAGGAAGAUGAAGCUCGUGACACGAAGCGACCAUACGACGACGGGGUAGCGAGGACGACAGUCAAAUCGGUCCGUGCGGUGUAUUGUAUCUAUAUCAUAUGUAGCUUUGCGAGAUGAUACCCUUUUCUUGUAUGACGAUCCGCCGAUGUUUGCAC
Messenger RNA from Filobasidium floriforme, 1978 nucleotides. RefSeq lists its product as uncharacterized. Gene Ontology annotation, cellular component: cytoplasm. The record is from RefSeq and is a predicted model, not a curated record. Bases 119 to 1795 code for a protein of 558 amino acids. The transcript is spliced from 5 exons. Gene Ontology annotation, molecular function: ubiquitin protein ligase activity; zinc ion binding. Lineage: Eukaryota; Fungi; Basidiomycota; Tremellomycetes; Filobasidiales; Filobasidiaceae.